Populus euphratica (Euphrates poplar) is the source of this 4133-nucleotide messenger RNA. Its product is annotated as pentatricopeptide repeat-containing protein At1g09900-like. The record is from RefSeq and is a predicted model, not a curated record. Gene Ontology annotation, molecular function: protein binding; mRNA binding. The coding region runs from base 129 to 2801 and encodes 890 amino acids. The transcript is spliced from 2 exons. Lineage: Eukaryota; Viridiplantae; Streptophyta; Magnoliopsida; Malpighiales; Salicaceae.
UCAAUCUCUGUCCAUAAUAUGAAUCCAUUUCUUGCAAGAAUCCAAACUGCGGUCCAAAAUUGAGUCCCCCUUUUCUCCACGAAGAAGAUCAAAACCCCAGCUGAACCUCACUCUCCGGCGGCCCCCGGAUGUCUGAUGAAGUAGGCUAUGUGGUGGGCAACUCCCUUAAGGUACACUACUUUAAAUCUCCCUUGUUUUCCCACCAAACACUGAACUCGCAAAUGUUAACUCUCUUCAAACUCACUUGUCUCCCCAAAAAGACAAAUUCUUUCUGUUCUAGUUCCUGUAAUACUAGAAAGAUUAAUUAUUUUGACCAGUUUUUGCCUCUUUUUGAUAAAAAGAUCGAUUCUUUAAGCUAUUUGAACUCAAAUGAGAGGAGGAGAGUAGUUGUUGGGCUGUCUAGAAUUAUUAAACAAGGCCAAGGUUACAUUUUGAAGGGAUUUGCUAAAAAAAAUUGCCCUUAUUUUUUAGUUAAGAUUAUGAAAUCAUUAGAAUCUAGAGAAACUGCAUUUGGGUUUUUUAAGUUUGCAUUUCAAGAUGAUUCUGAUGAAAUAGUCAAGUCUUCUUGUGUUGCGGCACAUGUUUUAGGUGCACAGAAUCUCAAGUUCCUCGCUCAAGAUGUGGUUUCUUGGGUUAUUAGGAGAGUUGGGGUUGAUAGGAGUAGGGAGGUAGUGGAGUUUAUGUGGAAAAGGCAUGCUGAAUUUGAGUCGGAUUUCUCAGUUCUUGAUACGCUUAUGCGGGGUUUUUUGAAAGUGGAAAUGGGUUGUGAGGCGUUGGAGAUUGUGGGUAGGAUGAGGGAGGUGGGUUUGAGGCCAAGUUCAUCAGCAAUUACAAUUCUUUUUAAGUUGUUGCUUAGAGUUGGUGAUCAUGGUAGUGUUUGGAAGUUGCUUAGGGGUAUGAUUCAUCAAGGGCCUAGACCUUGCAAUCAUAACUUUAAUGCGGUGAUCCUUGGUUUCUGUAGAAAAGGACAUGUUAAAGUUGGGGAGAGUUUGUUGUGCGUGAUGCAGAAGUUUAAGUGUCAACCAGAUGUUUAUGCGUAUAACAUUUUGAUUAAUGCAUACUGUACAAGGGGACAGACUGUAGAUGCACUUGGUUGGAUGCGCUUCAUGAUCGAUAAUGGUUGUACACCGAGCUUGGUUACUUUUGGUACAGUCAUAAAUGCAUUUUGCAAUCAGGGAAAUAUGAUAGAAGCAAGGAAUCUUUUUGAUGGGAUGAAAGAGGUCGGUCACAUUCCCAAUGUUAUAUGCUAUAAUACGUUGAUGAAUGGAUAUGUUAAGGCGAGGGAUAUUGGUCAGGCAAACAUGCUUUAUGAAGAAAUGAAGAGCAAGGCUAUAGCUCCUGAUUGUACAACUUUUAAUAUUCUGGUUGCAGGGCAUUAUAGAUAUGGAAGAGAGGAAGACUGUGACAGAUUGUUGAGGGAUUUGUCACAAUCAGGCUCGCUUCCAAUUAGUUCACUAUAUAAUAUUUGUGUUUCAGGCUUGUGUUGGGCUGGCUGGCUGGAUGAGGCCAUGAAACUUUUAGAGGAUAUGCUUGAGAAAGGAAUAACUCCAACUGUAGUUGCUUUUAAUUCAAUAAUAGCAGCUUAUAGCAGGGCUGGCUUAGAAGAGAAAGCCUUUAAAGCGUAUAGAAUGAUGGUUAAAUUUGGUUUAUUUCCUUCAUCUUUGACAUGCAGUUCACUAAUCAUGGGUUUAUCCAAGUUGUGGAGGCUGCAAGAAGCUAGGGACCUUUUGUAUGAGAUGAUAGUAAAAGGCCUUCCCAUCAACAAAGCAGCUUUUACUCUGCUUUUGGAUGGGUACUUCAGGAUGGGGGAUGUGGCAGGUGCUUAUAGCCUGUGGAAUGAGAUGGAAGGGAGGGGGAUGCAUCCUGAUGCUGUUGCCUUUUCAGCCUUUAUUAAUGGUCUUUCUAUAGUUGGUCUAGUGGAUGAAGCAUAUGAUGUAUUUUUACAAAUGUCAAAAAAAGGGUUCGUGCCCAACAAUUUUGUGUAUAACUCUUUGAUCCGUGGCUUUUGCAACAGUGGGAGGCUGCAGGAAGCAUUGAUGUUGGAGAGGGAGAUGGCACUAAAGGGUCUUCUUCCUGAUAUUUUUACUAGCAAUAUAAUCAUUAACGGUCUCUGUAAAGAAGGCAGGAUGAAGUCAGCAAGUGAUGUAUUUAGAAACAUGCACCAUACUGGGUUGAUCCCUGAUAUUGUCACCUACAAUACUUUGAUUGAUGGAUACUGUAAAGCAUUCGACACAGUUAGUACAGAAGAAAUCGUGAAUAAAAUGCAUGCCACUGGAUGGGACCCAGAUAUCACUACUUAUAAUAUUCGUCUUCAUGGGUUAUGUACUGGUCAGAAAAUGAGUCGAGCUGUGAUGAUGCUGGAGGAGCUUAUUUCAGCAGGUGUUGUUCCAGACACAGUAACAUACAACACUCUUAUGAAUGGUGUUUGUACUGACAUUCUGGAGCGUGCCAUGAUUGUAACUGCCAAAUUGCUUAAGAUGGCAUUUGUUCCUAAUGUCGUUACAGCCAAUCUACUAUUAUCUCACUUUUGCAAGCAGGGAAUGCCUGAAAAGACCAUUAUGUGGGGUCAGAAGUUGAAUGAGAUCUCCUUUGGUUUCGAUGAGAUUUCCAUAAAAUUAAUGGAUAGAGCCUUCCGUAACAUCCAAGAUAAUGUUAACUUGCCAAAACCACCACCUGAAAAGAGCCUGUUUCUGGAUUUCCUCAUGUACGUUACAUACGAUUAUUUGAGCAGAAAUAGUCCUCAAAAGAAAGAAAAUCAGGGUUCACUUAAACGGAUGGAAAUUGGUUAUGGUGGAUCCUGAAAGCUUGUUGGAUGGGUUUCUAGGACUUAAGUUUUCGCGAUGUGCAAAAAUCUGUGUGAAAGCAGAACCUGGCAUGCCUUGUUGAAGAUUACCCAGCUGUCUGCACAUUAUAGUGGCAAUGAGUUUUUGAAGCACCAUGCAUAAGGAGACAGUAAUCUUCUUUGGUUGAUAUGGUAUUAGGGAAGCUGCUUGCUGCUCUUGGAAACUUGCAUGCUGUAGAAGAGAUACAAGAAUAGGGUAUAACCUAAAAGAAAACGUGGUUUACCCAUCAGUGAAUAGAUCAGCUAGUAUCAGGUAAAGCAGAGCAGCAGAAAAUAAUAUGUUUUACCAUCCUCAUUUCUGAGGAAAACUGUUCACUGAGUUGAUUUCUGUUCAUGGUGUAGAAUUUCUUGUUGAUGCAACAGCAUAAAUGGUGGGAUGAACAGGCUAAUGUGUAGGCUCUGUCGACAAUUGGAAUUAAGCAUGCAUCCAUUGGCGUGGGGCCAUAAGGGGAAAAUAUAAAAUCUUUGCAGAUAAAUGAUCAUGGCCUCUGAGUUCAUUUCUUGGCGUGCACCUGCCAGUAUUAUAGUGCACAUUCUUGUUCGAAGACUAUCUUUGGAGAUGGCUUCCAACGUUUGGAUGCAUCCUUCGGCUUUUUAUGGUUUCGCUGCUGCUACAUCCCGAGGCGAGAAAGUUGUAGUUGCAUAUCUUCUUUGACAAGAUAAUACAAGAGAAAUUCUGAAAUGUUUUCUGUCCCCCUUUCACUAAGAGAGUUACAAUAUAUAUAUACAUCAAGAAGUAUCAAAACCCUUAAUUCUAGCAUCUAAUAAACAUAAUCAGAUUCUUUAAUACUAGGCCUAGACAAUAAUUGAGAUCUUUAGAGAGAAUCCAGGGAUAUACAGCUAUGACAGAAAUUAAACAAAGAAAGAAGAAUAUAGUGACAGCUAUGAAAGAAAUAGAAUAAGAAAAGGAGAAUAUACUGACAGCUACAAAAGAAAGACUAAUAGCUAUUAAAAAAAUGAAAUAAAAGAGAAUAUAUUGACAUUCUUCACUGCCACCCCCGCCCUGUCCUCCUGUUCUCUCCAUUCUUCUUUAUUGUACUCUGUACUCUUGGACUUUGACACGAUGCUUGGGAUUCGAAGUAAAUGACCACAGUUUCAGGAUAGAGAAUGGCAAUGAGGAUCAGAUACACGAGAUGGUUAAAUUUGGUUUGUCUACAGAUGAUGCUUGCAGCUAAAGAAGUUUCGAGUUCACAGUGAUGGUUUCUAUCCACUCGUGGGGUGUGAUAUUUGGAUUGAAGAAAUGGGUGUGGCAGCCUCGUAAAUUGCAGGCUGAUAUCAAGAAAUUAUCGGA